AUGUGUAUAAAGUAUUAUAUUAAUAAAUUUAUUUAUAAUAAAUUAUAUAUAAUUAAGAGAUUAAGCUUAUAUAAGAUAAAAGAGCUAAAAAUAAAAUACUUAAAAAAGUUUAUAGAAUUUCUUAUUAUUAGGCAUUUAAAAAAGCACUUUAUUAUAACUUUUAGAAGUAUAGCUUUUAAAGGUCUAGCUAUUUUUAACCUUACUUUAAAAAAUAAACUUAUAAAAGGUCCUUAUAAAAGCCUAGGGGCUUAUCUAUUACUAGCUAGAAACUAUUUAAUUUCUACUAUAAGGUUAGGGUUAAAUAGACUUAUUCUUAAGACCUUUAAGGGUAGGCUAAAGGGCUUAAUAAGGUCUUUUAUUAUAGCUGAAAGUGUAUUAAGAUUAAAAGAUUAA
Fusarium pseudograminearum CS3096 is the source of this 393-nucleotide messenger RNA. RefSeq lists its product as uncharacterized. The record is from RefSeq and is a predicted model, not a curated record. The transcript is spliced from 28 exons. The coding region runs from base 1 to 393 and encodes 130 amino acids. NCBI's taxonomy places the organism in Eukaryota, Fungi, Ascomycota, Sordariomycetes, Hypocreales, Nectriaceae.